AAUGACUCCUCUUUUAGCGGCGAGAGACUGAGAGCUUGGCUCAACGCGUCCUCGGCUUCUGUGGAAGGCCAUUCCAUGCGCUCCGUGUAGCCAGCCAUUCGGUACAACCAACUACCCUAGAAGUAACUUUUCUUUUCUUUUUUGCUCUCGAGAUGGAUCCGGUUGGCCCCUUCCUCGUCGCCUCUAUAAGAAGCAUCCCCACACGUUCUCUCCACCCAUCACUGCAGCUCAAACACAAAGCAGCAUCACACUGACUCCACUGCUCUGCCUCCAUAAUAAGCACAGAAGCGCCCCAAUAAUCAGCAGCGCAGGAGCGAGCGAUCGCUAUGGCUCAGGGAAGAGGCAGUGCGACGCGGGGGCUUGCCCUCGGCAGCCUACUCGCCGCCGCUUUCCUCCUCCUCCUCGGCGUCGCCGACGCGGCCACCCACAGGGUCGACUGGUCCUUCAACGCGGACAGCUGGUCCAAGGGCAAGAGCUUCCGUGCCGGCGACGUCCUCGAGUUCAACUACGACCCCUCCGUGCACAACGUGGUGGCCGUGGACGCCGGCGGCUACAACGGCUGCCGGCCCUCCGGCACGUCGUACGGCUCCGGGAGCGACCGCAUCACGCUCGGCCCCGGCACCAGCUACUUCAUCUGCAGCCUCAACGGGCACUGCGGGAUGGGGAUGAAGAUGGUCGUCAACGCCAGCUGAGCACGACGCUUAUAUGUUAGUACUGCAAAAAUAUAUGGGCUAGUGGUGGUCCGAUAGAUCGUGCAAGAACUCAAUCGUGUGGCAUACUCGUACCGUGUGUUCGAUGGACACGGUUCAUGUGUUGUGUAUGCAUGCGACUGCUGGUAGGUCAGGCAUGAUGUACGUGUGGCUGAUGGCGUGUUAGUAAAGCGUCCUGCAGCUUUGUUGUUACUUUGUUCGAUCGAAGCAGCGGCUUCUUUUGUUUGUUCAUCAAUAACAUCUUUCAUUAAAUUUUUUUUA
Molecule: messenger RNA, 971 nt
Organism: Zea mays
Lineage: Eukaryota; Viridiplantae; Streptophyta; Magnoliopsida; Poales; Poaceae
Product: chemocyanin
Cellular component (GO): plasma membrane
Molecular function (GO): electron transfer activity
Source: RefSeq, marked validated